AUGCAGUCGUAUCUGCAGUAUCGAAGACUUGGAAAUGCGAUUCGACCGCAGCCCGGGAAUCCCCCGGCCGUCACGGCCGUGAAGGAGACGUCGAGUCCAAACGACCAAGUCUCCUCUGUUCCAACAACCCUGACGGCGAAUUCACCUGCCCGGCAAGAAUCUCAAGACUUCGAGAAUUCCACCCCCGAUUUAUCGUCCGCUGGUGUCGAUGUCCAGAAACAGCUCGGAUCAAAGGAUCAGCCGGCCCACCUCUUGAUUGUCGGCUGGGAGGGCGAGAAUGAUCCUCAGAAUCCGCGAAAUUGGAGUCUAUCCAGCCGGCUGACUGCUACCUUACUCGUCUCGGCAUUGGGAUGGGUCGUUGGAGCGGCAUCUUCGAUCAACUCGGGUGUUUUGCCGCAGACUACGGCGGCAUUUCACGUCAGUGAUGUUGUCGGGUCUCUUGUUACAGGCCUAUACCUCCUUGGUUUUGCAGCCGGCUCCCUCGUCAGCGGGCCUCUCUCCGAAAUUCUAGGCCGAAACGCAGUCUACACAGGCUCACUGACCCUCUUCAUGAUUUUCAUCAUGGGCGCAGCCCUUGCCCCCAACAUCGGCGCCCUCCUCGCCUUCCGCUUCCUCGCCGGUAUCUUCGGCUGUCCCCCAUUAACCUGCGCCGGCGGCACGAUUGCCGACCUAUGGAACCCGCUCGAGAAAACAAUCUACUUCCCCAUGUACGCGGUCCUCUCCUUCGGCGGCCCCGUGCUCGGUCCCGUCCUCGCCUCCUACAUGGGCCAGACGGGCGUUCUAUCCUGGCGCUGGACGAGCUGGAUUAUCUUCAUUGGAUCCGGUGCGAUUUUCGUGCUGAUCGUUUUCUUCCAGCCGGAGACAUACACGCCGCUUUUGUUGAAAUGGAAGGGAAGGCAGUUGAGGUAUGUCAGUGGGGAUGACCGGUUUCGCUCGGAGAUGGAUAUGGAGAAAAUUGAUCUUCUUGCUCGCAUUGGGAGUGCGAUGAAGAGGCAGUUUCUCAUUACAAUCCAUGAACCGAUUAUCCUGCUUAUCUCGCUGUAUAUGACUGUGUUGUAUAUUGUGUUGUUUACCUUCUUUGACGGGUACACCUGCAUCUUCACAGAUACAUAUGGUAUCUCUCAGGGUCUGACGAAUAUCGUUUGGGUUGCCAUGUAUGUUGGGAUUAUGUUGGCUGCGCUCCUUGUGCCGCUGGUCUAUCGCUGGACGAAGAAGGAUUUCACGCAGGCGGCUAUGGCUGCUAAGGGCGCCGACCCAAUGCUUGAUCCGCAUGCUCUGGAUGGCGUGCACACGCAGCCGGAGAUCCGGCUUUGGUUUGCCAUGUUUGGGGCACCUGCCAUCCCAAUUAGUCUAUUCUGGAUGGGCUGGACGGAUUUUGCCUCGAUCUCGAUUUGGUCGCCCAUCAUCGCAUCUGGAUUGUUUGGGUUCGGGACUAUUUGCGUCUUCAUCAGCUCGUACAUGUACGUGAUCGACUCGUAUGAUAUCUACGCCGCAUCAGCGUUGGGCUUCAUGACGGUUUCGCGGUACUGUGCUGCGGGUGGAAUGACCAUCGUCGGUAUUCCGUUCUACCAGAAUAUGGGUGUUCAUUGGACAUUGACUAUACUGGGCUGUAUCAGUGCGAUCAUGGUUCCUGUGCCAUAUGUGUUCUAUCGGUAUGGCCCUAUUAUUCGGCGGUGGAGUCGGUAUGCUGUUACGGAGGAGGUGAAGGUAUAA
Molecule: messenger RNA, 1713 nt
Organism: Penicillium argentinense
Lineage: Eukaryota; Fungi; Ascomycota; Eurotiomycetes; Eurotiales; Aspergillaceae
Product: MFS transporter
Exons: 3
Coding region: 1-1713 (570 amino acids)
Biological process (GO): transmembrane transport
Molecular function (GO): transmembrane transporter activity
Source: RefSeq, a predicted model, not a curated record